Molecule: messenger RNA, 3293 nt
Organism: Biomphalaria glabrata
Lineage: Eukaryota; Metazoa; Mollusca; Gastropoda; Planorbidae
Exons: 3
Coding region: 578-1873 (431 amino acids)
Source: RefSeq, a predicted model, not a curated record
GUUAGACUUUAUUGUAGAUGAAUUCUGUUGUAGGUGACACCAAGAAGUUAUUUUAUCAUUUCACAUGUUUCGGCUUUUUUUUAUCUUCUUGUCUUAUCUUUCAGAAAUGAAUAUUAUCACAACUUAGCCUAAACCUUCCUGGGGAGGGGGACGUUCGAACCCGCGACCUUCCAGACGACAGUCCAGAACGCAUACCACAGGAUCAGGCAACCAUCCUCACUGCUUAGAAAUUAGUUUUGCUUCUUUAUUAGCAAUUUUGGAAUGCUUGUAGAGAUUUAAGGCUAGCGUUGGCUUUGUGAGGCAGGUGUGACCUCUUUUUUUUUUGUCUAUGUAAGUUUCCAUCUGUGUAUAUUUCGCCUCUGCACCUUAUGCCUACAUUAUUUAUAACAUCUUGCCUGUCACGGCAUUGUCACGUGACUUGCAUUUCUGGAUUUGAAAAACAUUGUAAUAAAUGUUAUGCAACAACCAGAUCCUAAUUUUAAAACACUCUUUAACAAGGUAAACUAGUGGAGAGCUCUGUGAAGGGAGGAUACCACAAUUAUAUCUAACAUUUAUUUUCGAACAUUAACGACCGGACAUGCAUAUCUCGCUUACGGCUGAGGUGGCGCCUUGCAACCGUACUGACGUCAUAGCGGUCCUCGCCAACAUAACGUCAGGGGCGCAGGACGACGAGAAGAGAAAGGCGUACGAUCAUGAGGGCGCCAUGGAGUUCAUCGUAGCCACUCUGUUGGUUUACUGCCUCCUGGGGAUAUCUGGUCUACUUCUUCUGAGGGUCAGGCGGCGAGCUUCCAGAAGUCAAAGGACUGUCACUCUAAGGGAAGAGCACAUUCAAGAAUACAUCAAACACGCUGAUGAGCUCCGACUGUCCGGAUACAGAGAUAAACUCAUGAUUGAAACCCGCAGAAUGAUGUCACAGAUUGAGACGAUAGAGCGAAGAAAAAGUGAAACAACCAAUGCUUUUGAAGUGAGUUUCCAGGAAGAGUGCUCUGCCCUUAACAGCUACACUUACGAUGCUGCCGUCUCUUACCAUCAGAUCGCCAGGCCAAAGUUCGACUUGGGAGACCCUGGAUCUUCCCCAACGGAUACGACGCCCCUGAUCAAGACGGGGAGGGGAGAAGAAGUUCCGGGGGAGGAGGAUUCUUCCAACGACGACAUGACUUCUUUGAAUUGCGGAUCUUCAUCCCGGGAGUUCCAUGACUAUAACAAGGCAAGAAGAACAGACAUUCUGGAGCAAGUCAUUGGCGAAGAUGGAGAACUGAAUGGAAUGGGUAUCUCCGACGAGAUCAAUGAUAUGGAUUCUGAAAUAACUCUAGUUAAUGACAAUGCUUGUAGGAUGGACCAUAGUGUCAGCCAAAACACAUUUUCACCAAUGGACCAUGAUGUCAGCCAGAACAAAUUUUCACCAAUCGACCAUGGUGUCAGCCAGAACACAUUUUCACCAAUCGACCAUGGUGUCAGCCAGAACACAUUUUCACCAAUCGACCAUGGUGUCAGCCAGAACACAUUUUCACCAAUCGACCAUGGUGUCAGCCAGAACACAUUUUCACCAAUCGACCAUGGUGUCAGCCAGAACACAUUUUCACCAAUGGACCAUGAUGUCAGCCAGAACAAAUUUUCACCAAUCGACCAUGGUGUCAGCCAGAACAAAUUUUCACCAAUCGACCAUGGUGUCAGCCAAAACACAUUUUCACCAAUGGAUCAUGGUGUCAGCCAGAACACAUUUUCACCAAUGGAUCAUGGUGUCAGCCAGAACACAUUUUCACCAAUCGACCAUGGUGUCAGCCAAAACACAUUUUUAAACAAUAACACAAACAACCUAAACACAAUGUCACGACCCAGAAGAGUUAACUUCCUGGCCGUUGACCAGACCUAGCACAUGUUUAAAUCUCUUCGUUAUCUGAUAUCUUUACACGCCUUAUCGAACACGUAUUCACAUCGAACCUGCCCUUUCAGUGCCGGCUUAAGCAUGGCAUAAUGUGUGGAACAUACUGUCCUGAAUUGAACUGAACGAUACAUCGAUCUAGCCGGUUGAUGCGUGUUACCACUGUAAGGUCGAUACAAAUGACAGACAACUGUAAACACAAACUGUAAAGUAAAAUAAUUCAAAGCAUUUCUUCGACCAUCAAUACGCUUAUGGAGAACUAGCUUAACCUAUUAGUUUCAUAAGAUAAGUGCCUUGUAUCUAAGAACUGUAAAAAAAUGCGUUAUGCCUACAAUGAUUAUUUGAUGUUGUCGUGCAAUUUUGUUGUGCAUAUAAAAUGUAGAGUUUAAUAAAACAGGAAAUGACGUCAUGUUACGUUAACUUUAUAUAUUUCCUAUGUUUAAAUAAAAUAUCUACAUAACAUAAUGAAAAGGAAUCGUCUUGAAGUCCAAAGUGUAAGAGAAAGAACAAGUAUUCUUACGCGGUUACCAACUUGAUUGGAAUCUGCGAGGAAGGAGGACAUUUAAAUAGAAAAAAAUAGUUCCCCUUUCAGAACUUGUGUUCUACAGGUCAGAUGAUGUAAAGGUCAUCUGUUUCUGUGGCCCACGGUUAUCGAGGGUGUCAUGUGGCCAGCACAACGACCAACCACCUUUACCUUUGUCUAACUAAUGUCAGGUACCCAUUUGUAUUUCUUAUACAUCUUCUACAUUUGGUUCUUCUUCUUCUAGCCAGCUUUAUUGCUGCUGAGCUGUGAGCUCUUUUGCAGACUGUGCCAAGGAAAAAAAAGUGUGCUGUUUUCUGCAGUUGUUCAACACUGCCGUACAGAGUGUUGGUUAUGUUGGGCUGUAGUGGAAGUGGGGUCUGCCUAAGGUGGAUUAGGGAGGGGCAUUCAUAGAGGAUAUGGUUUACAGUUUCAAAGGGGUGGGCGCAGUGUCUGCAAAGGGGGAGUUGUGUGGAGUUAAAAUGUCUAAAAGAGGAAGACUUGCAAUAAAGAUUUAAUUUUAACUGGAAGUUUCAAUACAUUUGUAAUACAAUUCACAGAGAGACACUGAUAGAGGCACAUUCCUCGUUCCAUAAGCUAGGACAAAUUUGUGUAAAUGCUUUUCUUCCCUAGUGCUAGUAGAGCAUGGAAAACCAGUGACUUAGCAGAAAUUAGGUCACUGGUUAAUAUGCAUAACUAAAUGCAUGACGGGUAGAAUGCAAUCAUCUUUUUUUGAAUUAACGUCUGUAUUAUAUAAGAUGGGAUAUGGUACUUAAUUCAGGGGACAAAAAUGUGAUAUUCGUAGUUAAAAGUUACAGGUCUGAGGUUAUCUCCCAUGUGGUAAAUAAAAGCUUUUAUGAUAUUGAUCUUAAUAUGAUACAAUAAAAAAAA